CCUUUAUGACUAUGGGAAGGGAAUAUAUCAAGUCAAUAUUUUACAUCCAUUUUUUUCUUCAUUCUAGUCUGCAUACCUGAUUCUCAUUGCAGUAAUGCUUGUUGCACGAACCUACUGUGAUGUCUGGAUGAUUCAAAAUGGAACCAUGAUUGAAAGUGCAAUUAUUGGUCGGAGCACCAAAGAUUUCAAGAAAUACUUAUUCAACUUCGUUGCUGCAAUGCCAGCUAUAUCUCUGGUAAAUAAUUUUCUGAAGUUUGGUUUGAAUCAACUAAAACUUCGAUUCAGAGUACGACUCACCACCUACCUGUAUGGGGAGUAUUUAAAAGGCUAUACAUACUAUAAAAUGGGUAAUCUUGACAAUAGAAUAGCAAAUGCGGACCAACUAUUAACUCAAGAUGUGGAGAAGUUCUGCAACAGUGUGGUGGACUUGUAUUCAAAUCUCAGUAAGCCUCUUUUGGAUAUAUUUCUGUAUAUAUUUAAACUAACAAGUGCAAUAGGUGCUCAGGGUCCUGCAAGCAUGAUGGCUUACCUGAUUGUUUCAGGUUUGCUUCUGACUCGACUUAGAAGACCAAUUGGUAAAAUGACAAUGACAGAGCAAAGAUAUGAAGGCGAAUACAGAUAUGUCAACUCACGGCUUAUUACAAAUAGUGAAGAAAUUGCUUUUUAUCAUGGGAACAGUCGAGAGAAACAGACUAUACAUACCACGUUUAAAAGGCUGGUCGAUCACCUGCACAAUUUCAUUGUUUUCCGCUUCACUAUGGGAUUUGUGGACAGUAUAAUUGCCAAAUAUCUUGCUACUGUUGUUGGUUAUCUGGUUGUAAGCCGACCUUUCUUGAACCUUUCUCACCCUCGCCAUCUGCAAAGUAAUCACGCUGAACUGUUGGAGGACUACUAUCAAAGUGGUCGUAUGUUACUGAGAAUGUCUCAGGCACUUGGUAGAAUUGUGCUGGCUGGACGUGAGAUGACGAGAUUGUCUGGCUUCACAGCUCGAAUCACUGAAUUAAUGCAAGUUUUGAAAGAAUUAAAUAGUGGAAAAUAUGAACGCACAAUGGUUUCCCAUCAAGAUAAGGGUUCCAAAAGUCAACCUUUAAUACCUGGGAGUGGGGAAAUCAUUAUUAUGGAUCAUGUUAUCAAAUUUGAACAUGUGCCAUUGGUGACACCGAAUGGGGAUGUUUUGAUUCCAGACCUCUCUUUUGAGGUGAAGUCGGGAGCAAAUGUCCUGGUCUGUGGUCCGAAUGGAUGUGGGAAGAGCUCACUUUUCCGCUGUUUAGGAGAGUUAUGGCCCCUAUUUGGAGGACGUUUGACAAAACCAGAUAGAGGGAAGCUGUUUUAUGUACCACAGCGACCAUAUAUGACCUUAGGAACACUGAGAGAUCAGGUGAUCUACCCAGAUACACUGGAAGAUCAAAGGAGGAAAGGCAUAUCUGAUCAGGUACUGAAAGAGUAUCUUGAUAACGUCCAGCUUGGCCAUAUUCUGGAGCGUGAGGGAGGCUGGGAUUGCAUUCAGGACUGGAUGGAUGUACUCAGUGGAGGGGAGAAACAACGGAUGGCUAUGGCUCGAUUAUUCUACCACAAACCACAAUUUGCUAUUUUAGAUGAAUGUACCAGCGCAGUUAGCGUGGAUGUUGAAGGCUAUAUAUACAGUCAUUGCAGAAAGGUUGGCAUCACUUUGUUCACUGUGUCACACAGAAAGUCUCUCUGGACUCACCAUGAGUACUACCUGCACAUGGAUGGCAGAGGCAAUUAUGAAUUUAAGCCAAUUACUGCAGACACAGUGGAAUUUGGUUCUUAAACUCCAUCUGCCAAUUUGAUUAUGGCAGGAGCGGACUGAAUUGCAGAAUAAAUCUGUUCAAUAUGCAUUCUCUUGUGCACUAACUUAGUGCUUCAACUUGUAAUUAAUGUCAGUUUUAAAAAGUGUUGUAAAAACUGAAUGAUUACACUAUUAAUUUGUAGUCUUGUUGAGAGUUGUAUAUUUGGAAAUAUUAAUAUGGAGACUCACAUCUAUUAAAAUCCAUCUAGGAAAUGUUUGAAUUAAUAUCUUUAAUUAAGAUAAAUUAAAAUGUUUUAUGUACAGUACAAAUGAAGUAAUCUAGGAAUGCACUACUUAAUGGCAUGUUCAUGAUAUGCAAUAAUUUGAUAUCUACAAGUCAUUUCCUAAUGUUUUACAGAAAAAAAUAAACUGAAAACUUAAUGUG
Messenger RNA from Chiloscyllium plagiosum (whitespotted bambooshark), 2195 nucleotides. RefSeq names its product ATP binding cassette subfamily D member 3a (gene abcd3a). Gene Ontology annotation, molecular function: ABC-type transporter activity; long-chain fatty acid transmembrane transporter activity; ATP binding. The record is from RefSeq and is a predicted model, not a curated record. NCBI's taxonomy places the organism in Eukaryota, Metazoa, Chordata, Chondrichthyes, Orectolobiformes, Hemiscylliidae. Gene Ontology annotation, cellular component: peroxisomal membrane; peroxisome. Gene Ontology annotation, biological process: fatty acid beta-oxidation; peroxisome organization; very long-chain fatty acid catabolic process.